Messenger RNA from Ectocarpus sp. CCAP 1310/34, 3890 nucleotides. The record is from the annotation of a GenBank genome assembly. NCBI's taxonomy places the organism in Eukaryota, Phaeophyceae, Ectocarpales, Ectocarpaceae.
UUGUCGCGCCCAGGACAGAUCAGAGAAAGACAACACCCCACACCUUCCUACACACACCCUCAUCUCCUCUCUCAACUCCUCCACUUUUAGAAACCAUGAAGCUCGUUCUCGCUUCCGCCGCCACCAUGGGCGUUGCCUCGGCUUUCGUGGCACCCUCGUCUUUCUCCGGCGCCGCCGUCGCCCCCCGCGUCUCGAAGGCGUCGACCUCGACACACAUGAGCCUCAGCGAAUACAAGGACGAGCUGGCGGAAACCGCGAAGGCGAUCGCAGGACCAGGCAAGGGUAUCCUGGCCGUUGACGAGUCGACCGCCACCAUUGGCAAGCGGCUGGCGUCCAUCGGCGUGGACAACACGGAGGAGAACCGCCAGGCCUACAGGGGCAUGCUCUUCACUACCCCGGACCUCGGCAACUACAUAUCGGGCGCCAUCCUCUACGAGGAGACCCUCUUCCAGAACCACGCCGACGGAACCCCCUUCGUCGACUGCCUCCAGAAGAUCGGCGUCAUCCCCGGCAUCAAGGUGGACACCGGCCUCUCGCCUCUCCCCGGAGGGCACGAGGUGGAAACGUGGUGCUCGGGCCUCGACGGGCUCGUGGAGCGCGCGAAGAAGUACUACGCGCAGGGCGCCCGGUUCGCCAAGUGGCGCGCGGUGCUCCAGAUCACCUCGGACGGCGCGCCGUCCGCUCUCUCCAUCCAGGAGAACGCUUGGGGACUGGCGCGCUACGCACGCGCCGUCCAGGAGGCCGGGCUUGUGCCCAUCGUUGAGCCGGAGAUCCUCAUGGACGGCGACCACAACAUGGCCACCACCGCCGCUGUGCAGGAGAAGGUCCUGGCCGCCGUGUACAAGGCCUGCUCCGACAAUGGCGUCUACCUGGAGGGCUCCCUGCUCAAGCCCUCCAUGACCUGCCCCGGCGCGGACUGCACGGAGCCUGUCACCCCGGAGGAGGUGGCCGCGACCACCGUCAACGUGUUGGAGCGCCACGUGCCGGCCGCCGUCCCCGGCGUGAUGUUCCUGUCCGGCGGCAUGUCCGAGGAGGAGGCGUCGAUCAACCUCAACCUCAUGAACAGCACACCGCGCAAGGGCCCGUGGUCGCUCUCCUUCUCGUACGGCCGCGCCCUCCAGCAGUCCACCCUCAAGGCGUGGCAGGGCAAGGCUGAGAACGUCGAGGCCGCCCAGGCACAAUUGAAGGCACGCGCGCAGGCCAACUCGGAAGCCAACCUCGGCAAGUACGUGGCGGGCUCCCAGCCGUCGGCCGACGAGACCCUCUUCGUGAAGGGCUACAAGUACUAAGCAAGCCCACGGGCGCGUGGUUAUCGUUGCAUAGUGCUAGAGAGAGAAGAGGGAAGAAAAUUUUCGUGUGAAGUUGUGAGAUGAACAGGAAAAAGCUUCUUGGCAGAAAUCAGGCUUGGGUGCGGAGGGCACUUGGGAGCUGGGUGGAGGGAAAGGGGAGGGGCGAGGAGUCUUUGCUGCUGCGUCAAUGGUAGGGAGUGAGGGUUUUUUAUGGUUGGGUGUGUCUUUUUGUGUUCCUUUGUCUUGUUGGGGUGGUGGGCUGCAGUGUGUUAAGGCCGUACCCACCCAGCUAGCCCUCCCUCUGCUGUUGCCCCCGGCGACAGUUGCUCGCUGCUCCCAUUUUGCGUGCGCUGCACGAGUCGCACGAUCAACUAUAAUAGUGUUCCCUCAGUACCCCGGGGGUGCUACGGAUGGAUGGAUGCCUAUUGGUGGCUUGACUACUCCCUCCCUGCGUUGGCUUUGUCAUGUUUGGGGGGGAAUUCCGUCCCUCGCGUAAUACCCCUCACACCUCCUCUUUCCUCGUGAAGCGGCACGCUUGGCGAGGGGCGGAGGGAGGUACGGAGAGGCGCAAGAAAGCAUUUUUUUUGUGCCGUCAUUUUUUUGGCUCGACGGCGCAAAAGCUGCUGUGCGACCAAAUUUAUUCGUUGAAGAAAGAUGUAUGCAUUGCGUGCACCGAGAAAUAGAGACGUCUUGAAACGGGCGUGUAAGGUUUUUUGGUGUGCGGAAACGGAGGGGAUGUACAGCGCUGACCAAAGAGGGGUGGGGGACACACGACAAUUAGGCGAUUGUGACGAGAAAAGGUGCAGUAUUAUUAGGCGUCGCGAAAAAGGCAACGGGCUUGGUGCUACGCUUCGCCUAAACAAGGGCGUGGUGACGGCCUGUUCGUUACCACGAAACCCGGCGCGGGCAGGGCAUGGCGUCUGCCGGCGUAACGUGUAGGUGCUGAGCGUGGGGGUAGGGCACAGGGUAGUUUUUUUCGUUUUCACCGUUUACGCUUUUUAGAGGUGGAAAGAGACUGCCUGUUCUUUCCUACUGCUUUUGCCCCCUCGCUUCAAGUACGCUUCUUGUCGCAGUAAAAGACGAGAGAGGAUUUUUACGAAGGCACAUGCACGGAUGCUCUUGUGAGACAUGCACGGUUUGGUUCCUUUUUCAAGCGCUUACUUUUCCUCCCGGCGCUCCGGGUUUCUCUCGGGUUAUGGAACAUUCAUCUUACUCAGGAAAGGUUGAGGAACUACUGGGCGCUCAGACUUUCCCGCCGUCUCUUGCCCUUUGCAUAUUGUAAGCUUUUAACUGCACCAAUCAUGAGUCCACCUUUGCACUCGACGGUGAUCAGAUGGUUUCCUCAGGCGACACACGCCGAUAGGACGAAUAUAGGCAAGGUGGGUCAAUCUCAAAUGAUGGAUCGCAUCCUGCGACAUGAGCAUAUCUCGGCACCCUGUUCGCACGUUUCACGUUUGUGUGUGACUGCCUGUCGGUCGUAAGUCGUCAACGUCAACGCCAUAUGGGAAAAGCGAACUUCGCAUGGGUUCAUCGUUGAACUCAUUACCAUUUUAUUGGCAUAUUCGGAUGGUUUCGUCUGCUGGAUGUUAUUCAACACAGGAGGCGUGCACAUAACACAAAUUUGUCUCAUUUUCUCCAGAGCAGGAUCGCAUGUCGAAACCUCGCCUGGCCAAUCAGCUUUCAAAUAUGAUUCCCAACCCUGGGCGACGCAACAGCAGCCAAAACACAACGCCGCCUGGCAGUGCAUAAUAACUGGUCACAAGCUUCCCCUCCGGACAAUGAGCGUGCGCGUCAGCCAGCGGACACAAGCCCCGCCACGGGCGAUCGCUUCUUGGCAGAGCGCUCACUAUCUUGCACCCAGCAACUCGUCAAGGUUCUGCUGCUGUGGACAGUACAUGCGCGAGACCCGCGAGGUACCGAAACGGCUUCCUCACCGCCUAGUACGCGGGCGCGGGACCACCUCGACCACACCAACAACGUGAGCGGCAUGCACUUGUGCAACAUGAAAAAUGCACGCUCAGCAUGCACGAACUGUUCAAUCCUGCUCAGCCAACCCAAACUCCAAAAGGAUUGGUCAUACAGGGAGUGAGAAGAAAACAUCAAGUACGCGAUACCCGCCAACAUGGCAAACCGACAAGUACAGCUUUCCUGUUCCCGCACAAACACAAAUCGCCACAGGCACCAUCUCUUAGCAGCGAUGAAAAAGUGCCCUGUUGACUCUCCGACCCCAGGGGUUAUAGCACGGCGAAGGUUCCACCAUCCUAAUAAUCGGCACCACGCUCCUCCUUCCUCGUUCUGAGAGGGGGUAAGUGGUCACAACCGGCCUUAACGUGGAAAACGUCAUCAACGCCAAAACUCCCUCACUCCAAAAAGUCGACCCCGGCAUGCUCCGUCCCGCCUUUGUAAGGAUGCGAGGUCAAUGGUCUAGCGACUGCGGCAUGCACGACUAUGAGUACGAGUACACCCCCCUCCAUCUCCUCACCACCUCUCACGGACCAAGCCUGAGAAAACACUCAUUCACAAGACAGCGCUAGACGUCGAAUCGGCAGCCACUACCGUCGUGGUCGGGUUAAAGGCGCCACCGUAUCCCCCCGCACCCAC